Neurospora tetrasperma FGSC 2508 is the source of this 1748-nucleotide messenger RNA. RefSeq lists its product as uncharacterized. NCBI's taxonomy places the organism in Eukaryota, Fungi, Ascomycota, Sordariomycetes, Sordariales, Sordariaceae. Gene Ontology annotation, biological process: carotene catabolic process. Gene Ontology annotation, molecular function: carotenoid dioxygenase activity. The transcript has 2 exons. The record is from RefSeq and is a predicted model, not a curated record. Bases 1 to 1581 code for a protein of 526 amino acids.
AUGGCUGAAUACGUCUUCUCCGAUGCGCCCAUAGACGGCCAUGGCAAUGGUGACAGGGACGCGAUCCCUGGAAAACAACCGGAAGAGCUUCCACCGGCGCCGAGGUACUUUCAAGGCGAAAACACAGCGGGUUUCAUGAGACCGGUUCGAUUCGAAGGCGAGAUCACCAAUUUGGAGGUAGUCGGAGAAAUCCCCAAGAGCAUAGAGGGCACCUUCUAUCGUGUCAUGCCGGAACCACACUUGCCAUCCUUCAUCCCCAAUGAUCCAUGGUUCAAUGGCGACGGCAACAUCAGUGGCUUCUACUUCAAGGAUGGUCAUGUCGACCUCAGGCAGCGUUAUGUGCGGACCGAGAAGUUCGUCCGCGAGGCAGAAGCACGCCGAUCCCUGCUGGGCAAAUACAGAAACAAAUACACCGACCUGGUCGAAUUCAAGAUCCGGUCGACUGCCAACACCAACAUUGUCUACUGGCGUGGCCAGCUUCUCGCACUCAAGGAGGACUCACCGCCCUAUGCCAUGGACCCCGAGACGCUCGAGACGUUUGGCGUCUAUGACUUUGACGGGCAGCUCCCGAGCCUCACGUUCACAGCACACCCCAAGUUCGAUCCGGUGACGCGGGAGAUGGUGUGCUUUGGAUACGAAGCCAAGGGAGACGGCACCCGUGACAUCUGCUACUACAGUUUUGGACCCGACGGCAAGAUCGCCGAGACAGUCUGGCUGGUGAGCCCGGUGUGCGGCAUGAUCCACGACUUUGCGGUCACCGAGAACUUUGUCGUUUUCCCCAUCAUACCCCUCGUGUGCGAUGUAGAGCGCAUGAAACAAGGCGGCGACCAUUGGCAGUGGGACUACAGCAUUCCCAUGUAUAUCGGAGUCUUGCCGCGCCGAGGGGCCCAGGGCAGCGAUGUCAAGUGGUUUGAGGCGCCGCAUGGAUUCGCCGGCCACGUUGCCAACGCGUUCGAGGACGACAAGGGCCACAUCCAGCUCCAGAUGGCCUACGCCAAGGACAACGUCUUCUUCUGGUGGCCAGACGCGAACGGCAAGGGGCCCAGGCCGGGCGAGGUGGAAGCGCACUUUGCGAAUUUUGUGCUCGACUACCAGUCAGACAAGCUUCAGCUGGCAGAGCCGACAUACCUGGUGGACGAAGACAUGGAGUUUCCGCGUAUUGAUGAUCGUGUGGCGACGCGGCAGCACAAGCACACCUUCUUCUGCAUCUUCGACCGCAAGCCCGGGGUGACCGACUUUGAGUUUGUCAUGCCGCGCGCUGGAGGGGGCGCGCCCAUGUCCAACGGCCUCGCUCACUUGAACCACGAGACGGGGGACAUUCAGCGAUACCUUCCAGGACCGCGCAAGCUCACGGGCGAGUGCAUAUUCAUUCCGCGCGACUCAGAGGCGGCGGAGGGCGAUGGAUAUGUGAUGGUGUUGCUGGCCAACUACGAGGACAUGUGCAGCGAGCUCGCCGUGUUGGACACCAAGGACUUGACCAAAGAGGUGGCCCUCAUCAAGUUGCCGGUGCGGUUGAGGCCGGGUCUGCAUGGUAACUGGGUCGACAGGUCGGAUGUUGAUGGACACCCGGCGCCUCUUUGAUGUUGUAUGAUGUUGUACGGAGAGAGAGAUGUUGUGUUGUGUCGACGGGGUGAGGUGACGUGUUUUUGGAAAGAAUGAACUGCCGGGUCGGUGCGUGUUAGCGCUUAUAACAUGGACCACAUGCCGACUGGGGCUCCAGAUCGUGCAUUAGCGCGGCCAUCAGCAGG